Molecule: messenger RNA, 9031 nt
Organism: Xyrichtys novacula (pearly razorfish)
Lineage: Eukaryota; Metazoa; Chordata; Actinopteri; Labriformes; Labridae
Source: the annotation of a GenBank genome assembly
GACGUUCCCCUGGUGACGUCACGGCGCAAAGUCCGCUGCUGACGUGUAGGUAGGGGAAGCGGCUGUCUGUAGCCACUGCUAGCUGCUAGCCACUCAAUGUAACAAAUAGCGUUUGUCAUUGACAGCUCAUCAUGAAAUCAUUGAAAUCAGCGUCUAGCUUCAUAACUGAGUAAAAGCGAGACACAAAGCGGCACUGUUAGACACACAGGUAGGAAACUGUUACUUAAUUAAAGAGCUAUCGUGCUAACUGACUGGGACCCAGUGCUAACAGAAGCUAUGGUUGUGUUUCUGUGCCGCUUAUAAAACUGGGGGAUUUCUGACGUUUCUUCUUGAAGCAGAUAUUAUUAACAGGAGACAGUGUGAUUGAUACUAGUAUGAUGUUAUGCCAAAGCCCAGAGUCUGUCUGUUUGCUAGUUAGCUCAGAGUGUAGCUACAUUUAUUAAACAGGGUUGUUGCCCUGGCAUAAACACAGACAGACUGAGGCUCUGAGCCAAAUACACACACUGUUUCAAUCAAAUAUGACUUCAUGCAUUUAAAAAUUACAGUUGUUAAACAAAUAUUAAAGCUAAGUCAUUCAUUGCACCAGCUGCUGACAAACUGAAGUUAGUGUUAUCGUGGGCGGAGUGUGACAGGAGGUGAGUUUGAGGACCAUCAGUUUCAGAUCGGAGAGAAUAAGAAUGAUUAAGCUCUGACUAUCAGAGCAGUUUCACUUUAUUAAUGCUUUCAGUCAGGCUCAUAGUCUGUCAUUUACUGACUGCAGGGGUUACCUGCCACAACAUCAGCUACACCUGGGUGAUCCAAUUCAAACACUUACACCAGCUCUAUCAUCUCCAGGACUUUCUGAAGGCCUCCACAUGGUCAGACAGCAAAUUAUUGUCCUUUAUCUGUUGAAAAUGUGGCGAGUGUUGGUGCUGUACUGGUGCACAAUUUAUCCACCUAAUUCAGAAAACGCAUGUUAAUAGAGAGUGACUGAUUCCAGUUUUUUUUUAAUAGUUGAUACUGAUCAAGUGAGAGCGAGUUAACUGAAACAAGAAGAUUCCUGAACUUCAGUAAAAAGAUUAAAGACAUGUUUAAAUCCAUCAUUCCAUAUACAUUGAAUUAACUAUAUAAAUCAAGAUAGCGUUUCCUCAGUUAUCUGUGACAAUUUUAAGAGUCCUCAUCUUUUGUUUGUGUGUGUGUGAGCGUGUGAGUGCUGUAUGUGUUUAAUGUGGGUUGGGAGGGUGGGUGGGGUUCUGUAUUUGUACUUCUCAUUUUAUACACACACAUUUCUAGAUAUACAUCAGCACAUAAUUUAUAUUAUAUAUUCGCCAGUAACCAUUUUAGAUCUGAAGUGCUGUCAUUAGGGUUUGGUAAUAAUGUGUUCUCACAUAGAAAUGAUCUUUAAUUUUAACAUAAAAUCAUAUUUACUAAAGUUAUGCACAGUAAAGUAAAACGUAGAAAUAAAAAAAAACAUUUGUAUAAUACACAUAAAACACAUACAAAAGCCUUUUAUGUACUACCAUCUGCAAAAACACUGGAACGUAGUCCUACCAUCACUUCCCCAUUGUGACCCCCCAAAAGGCCUAACAUUGAUGUCCUAGCAAGUUGUUGCACAUGACAUGCUGAUGCACACAAAAGCUGUGAAAUGUGCCUUUAACUGGAAUACUUUUUUUUUUCUUCCCCCCCACAGGUGUGUUUUACCUGAGAGGAUUUAUGAAGAAGAGUGAGUGACCUGAACAUCAGCCAUGGGGAAGAGGAGGGUUCCAGAUCUGUACCGAGCCCCCUUUCCCUUGUACUCUGUUAAAGUGGACCCUAAAACUGGGCUGGUGAUCACGGCAGGAGGAGGCGGGGCCUCAAAGACUGGCAUCAAAAAUGCUGUGGUAAUAUUUUGAGCUUAUCUGUCACACAGCCAACCCUCUCUGCUGGCUACAGUAUUAUCUUAAAGAGGUUUUCAUGCACGUUCAUUGCUGCAUGUUCAUAGUAAAUAUGUGAUUUAUUUUUAGUCUUCUAACCAGCAGCAGAAUCAUACCAUGUGUGUUCAAUCAUGUGUGUUUCAGCACUUCCUAGACCUGCAGCUGGUCAGUGAACACUCGUACUCUGCCACCUUGCUUCACUCUCAUGACACGGAAACUCGGGCCACCAUGAACAUGGCGGUAGGCGGUGGGGUGAUUGCCGCAGGGCAGGACGGGACCUGCUGUCUGCUGAGGUUCAAACAGGGAUCACAGAAAGAGGAGAGCAAAGCAGCAGCUAAAGACGGUGAGACUCACUGAUUCUACCUGAGACAUACCUGCAGCCUGCAGACAGUGAGGAAUCUCAAAAACAGCAGGGGGCACAUCUUUAUUGUUGACUUCUCAUGUUGGACAUCAUUGAAACCUUAAAGAAAAGUACAUAUACACGCUGCUAUGAAAAACAUCUAUUCAUCCUAGAGUGUGGUAGAACCUGUUUUAAAUCUAAAGAUGACUAAUGGCAGAGAAAAGACAGAUUUCUCUCCAUGAUCUUCACAUAACAAAUGUGAAGAUUAUGAGAAUAAAGUCAUAAGAUUAUGAGGGUAAAGUCCUCAUGUUAUGAGGAUGUUAUCUCGAUAUGACAAGCAUGAAGUCAUAGUAAAGUCAUAACAUGAUGAUAAUCGAGUCUAAGUAGAGUCACCUCCCUCUAUCAGUCUCUCCUCUGACCAUCUCUCUCUCUCUCCUUCUCCCUCCUCUCUGAACCCAGUUCAGUCUCAGCAGAUGACUGUCUAACAUGAUUCUGGUUCUGCUUGAGGUUUCUGCCUGUUGAAGGAAGUUCUUCCUCUCCUCUGUAGCUUGAUAAAUGCUGUAAAGUGUUUCACUCAUGGUUGAAGAUGGGAUGGGAGUGGGUCUGAUUUCACAGGAUGGGGCUCAGUCUGCUCCCAUCUUUACAUUGAGUCUUUGUAAACAGAGUCUGGUCUUUUUUGUGAAGCAUCUUGAGAUAACAUUUGUUGUGAAUUAGUGAAACCUCUCCCUCCUGUUCCUGAUGUGUCCCUGAUCUGGUAAAUCUCUGUCCUCUUUGUUCAGUAGGAAACAAUGUGCAGAAAGGAAACACUCGAAGACGACCAGGGAAAGGAGACAGAGGACGGGACGAAGCUGCAGCAUCAGGAGACAAGUCAGACACGAAGGAUGAGACAGCUCAGAUCUCUGUGAGCACUCUGGCUGAAGUCCAGUCUGACCUGAACCCCCAGGACCCGCUCCAGAAGGUGGUCCGCUUCAGUCCUGACCAGAGCCUGCUGCUGACAGGAGGCACUGACGGACACAUCCGAGUGUGGGAGGUAAAGACUGGACGUGUGUUAUUCUUAUUGUAGGAGUCUAGCUGUGUUUGAGUGCCAGGUACUGGUGCUCACCUGCUGCAGGAUGAGUUAUUUCAGGACUAAGCAUCUCAGUUCAGUGAAAAGUGAACUUCUUCCUUCUGAAAAGUGGAUAUCCUUGUCACAGUUCUGACCCUCUGUUUGACACUUAGCCUGAAAAUGCACCUUUUGGCUACAUGUAAGACAAAAGUUUGGAGGACCUUCUCUGGAUUUCAGACCCUGAUUAUGCAUGACAUAUUGUGAUUAAUGUUGAGUAGUUUUGAUGUUUUUUUUGGCCUUUUUAAAGGGAUAUUCCGGCAUAAAAUUAAUUUAGGGUCAAACACACCGUAACACUGAGUUAGACACCCCCUUGAGAGAUGAAUGUCGCCGACCGCUUGCUUCUCUAGUUAUACCAACUUUAGUGACAACCAAACAAUAGCAAUACAAAGAGCCACGCGCUCAACCAAAAAGCCACUCUAUAACCACAAAUAAUGCUCAGAACAGCACCUAACUUCAUCAACAGUACAUAAAGGGUCCCAGCCAUAGUACUAGCCACCAAACAUCUUUUUAGCUUUGCCUGAUUUUUUUUAGCAAAACGACUAAACACAACUCACCCACUCUCCUCCAGCAGCCACUUGUUUGUAUGGAGACCUCUGACUAGUCCAUUACCGACUACAGCGGGGUGGCGCAGCUCAAGGAAGAACAUUUAUGAUCAUUACUUUAGGAUUUCCUUGAAGUAAUAAUCAUCAGCAAUAAUCAAUAUUAAUAAUUUUGCACUGCAGACGCGGAAGUUCUUCUGCCUUAGCAUCUCAGUCUGAUUGCAAUUCCAUGAAGAAAUUAUCAUAAAUGUUCUUCCUUGGGCUGCGUCACCCUGCUGCAGUCAGUAAUGGACUAGUCCAAGGUCUCGAUUCAAACAAGCGGCUGCUGGAAGAGAGUGGGUGAGUUGUGUUUAGUCUCUUUGCUAAAGAAAUCAGGCAAAAACUAAAAAGAUGUUUGGUGGCUAGUACUAUGGCUGGGACCAUGUUCUGAGCAUUAUUUAUGUCUAUAGAGUGGUGUUUUGGUUGAGCAAGUGGCUCCUGAGUCCGCUGUGUAUUGCUAUCGUUUGGUCGUCACUAAAGUUGGUAUAACUAGAGAAGCAAGCAGUCGGCAACAUUCAUCUCUCGGGGGGGCUUCUAAUAACGUGUUACGGUGUGUUUGACCCUAAAUUAAUUUCACGCUGGAAUAUCCCUAUGAGCAGGUGCAUGAAGAAAACAGGAAACUAAAAACACACUUUACCUUCCUGACUGUGUCUGUGUGUCCCUGACUCCCUUCAGUUUCCGUCUCUAAAGAAGAAGUUUGACUUUAAAGCUCAUGAAGGAGAGAUUGAGGACCUGGAUAUGAGUCCAGGGAACAAGGUGAGUGUCUGACCUCAGGCUCUACACAGUGACAGGCGUGCUGGCUGACUAGUCAAUAACUGUAUGUUGUGUUUGAUGCAGCACCUGGUGACAGUGGGUCGGGACUUCUCCUGCAGUGUGUGGAGUGGAAACCAGUUAGCCAUGGGUCUGAGGUGGUUUGAAACUGUGCCGAACAUGGCUGAGAAGACGUAUCGGUACAUGGCCUGCAGGUAAACAGAUUAACUAACAAACAAACAAACAGUCUCUUUGUCUGUGAAGAAUAAUAAAGAGACCUUCAACGUGCUCCUGUGUCACAGGUUUGGGAAAGUGGAGGACCAGAAAGACGCUCUGAGGCUCUACACAGUCCAGAUCCCCCACAAACGGGACAGAAAACCUCCGCCAUGUUUCCUCACCAAGUGGGAUGGGCGGAGCUUCCUGCCAAUGCUGACGGCGACCUGCGGCUCUGAGGUCAUCUCCAGCCUGGCUGUCAGGUACCUGAUAGGUUCAUAGUAUCGCCUGAUAACAUGGAGGUACAGACUGGUUUAGAUUAUUGUAAUCCCCUUUCUACUUCCUGUUAUAACUGCCUGAAUCAAUCAUCACUUCUCUGCCUACAGUCAGUUCAAAUGCAGCCGUCAGAUUAUUACCUUAAAGCAGCCGUCAGUCCCACAUCCCCCCUGUUCUUUGCUUCCCUCCUCUGGCUCCCUGUUACAUUUCAAAUGAACUCCAUGGUUCUGUUUAUUACUGACAGAGCACCGCAUGGUCCAGCCCCUAGUUCCAUUCUGACCUCCUCCCUCCAUAUUCCAAACCAAUAUUUACUUCCUUACCUUCUCACAGUCAUGAAACCAUUUCCGACAUAGAGAAGAUCAUUAACGCACAUAUCUACUGGAUAAAAAUACUACAAGUUUUAAAACAGACUUAAACUCACAAACCACACUUAAAAAGAUAUCUAAGUAAUGCAACAGAACAGCAGUGAGUCAAAGGAUUUAGAGUGCAGCUUAGUUUUCCUCUAGUGAUGCGAGUUACGGCUCUCUUUAGUAAUCUGGAUCAUUCAACUCAGCUCACCAAGUAGAGCCGGCUCUUUCGGCUCCCAAACGACUCUUCAUUUUAACACCUGGACAUUUUCUAUUUCAGCCAAAUUGGGCGUUGAUUGGCUUAUGAUAAUUACGUAUGUGUUUACAUACCUCUCAAAUAAUUCAAUACAUCCUUUGUACUCUAGUAUUUACAGACCCUUGUAACUCUCUGAAACCACCCAAAGAAUGCACUGACUUGAUUGCAGAACCACUCUGCGACACAAAGCAGAUAGACACGUCUUGAAAAAAAUAAUCAUAGAAAUAAAAAAAGGACAGCUAUUGAGAUUUUCAAUAUUUAUUUAAACACAAAUAAUCAAAUAACAUAAUAAAAAGAAAUAUCUGUAUUGCAAUGAACAGAACAGCAGCAUUUAACAGUUUUAGGUAUCUAUUUGAACUGACCACCAUCAAGAACAAAAAACACAACAGCAAAGUAAAUCAGAUAUAAAACAGAAAAAAAAGAGUGUAAAUAAAGGACUGCUCACGGACGGGAGCCGGCUCCCAUUGUUUAUGUUAAAGAGCCAGCUCUUUGAACCAGUUCGUUCCCGACUGACACAUCACUAUUUCCCUCCAAAUCCAGCUUCAUUGAAAUGAGUGUUAACAUGUAUGUAAGGAAGAGCAAGAUGAAAGAGAUCACAUGGACUCAGUUUAGCAGAUACACAGAGCUGCAGGUGAAAGGUCACCUCAUUAACAUGUUAGCCAGCCAACAAUGAUAUGUAGGGAGAUAUUGAGGUAAUGUAAAAUAAACAGCCUGUACCAGAGCAGGCGUCAGGUGCUUCGGUUUUUUAGGACCUGAAGGGUCAAGAGAUGGUCUGAAUCAUUGAUGAUCAUUCCUUUUAUCUAAUAGACGUUUGUCUUCGUCUCUCCUCUCUCGCUCUAUCACAGUGACUCUGGAACAUUCCUCGGUCUGGGAGCUGUGACAGGGUCUGUGGCCAUUUACAUCUCCUUCUCCCUGCAGGUAAACUUGACACUCAUUUUGACGUAGUCAGCAUUAUAUCAGCGUCAGGCCCCACAAGGUUGAUAUGUCUUUUGUCUCUCUUGAAUUAAAUAUAUAAAUUCUGUCAUGGUGUGUAGAAUAAUACAGUUUUAUAUGAUGUUUGACAUGUUCAUUAGCAGUGCUCUGGACUUUUGCUGUUUUUAUCCAUCCAUUAAAAAUCCAUCAAAACCAUGUUGCUAGCUGAGAUAACCAUGCAUUUUUGAUUUUAAUUCAUAUGGAUUAAUAGAAAUUUUACAUGUUGUCCUUUUUUUACUUUGGACCCCAAUAUUUAUCUUGUGUUUUUUCUUCUUUGAUGAAUUCAGACAGCUAGAUGACAAUCCUAAAGACUGUUGCUGUGGCGAUACUUUACUGAGCCAAAUGUUGUCUCCCCUGCUGUUACAUUGUUCUGUCAGAAGAAAACAACAACAACAAUGACAUAUCAGCACUAUUAAUUGGCAGCCUGCUCUCUUGUUAUUAGUAUCAGCCACUAAUACAAACUAACCUGUGUGCUUUGCGGCAUGCUGAGAACUCAUUCUGUGUGUUUGUGUGUCCCUGUGUGUGUGUGUGUGUUUUUGUGUGUGCAGAAGCUGUACUACGUGCAGGAGUCACAUGGUAUCGUGGUGACUGACCUGGCCUUUCUUCCUGAACAUAAACACAUCAGAGGAAAGAACGAGACAGCCAUGCUGAGUGUCGCUGUGGACAGCCGCUGUCAGGUCCACACUGUAGCCAACAGGAGUGAGUACUACACCAUCACCAUCAUCAUCAUCUUCAUCAUCAGUGAACACACUCUGGUGGUAUCUCAUCAAAUCCUCCCAUGUCAUCUUCUGUUGGGAUGUUGAUUUUUUACUUUCUGAUGGGGUUCUAGGUUUCAGCAGGAAAGUGUUGUAGUUUCUGUUGUGGUCUGAGUAGAACUGACUUUUCAGGUGUCAGCAGGAAAAACUGUAUGGAGAGUAAAAGCAGGAGGAACACAAUCCAACAUAAUCCGAGCUCCCUUCGGCAUUAGUCUGAGGAGGAUUUCUUUCUCUGUAAAAAGAACGGUGUGCAUGGAGGUCAGCUAACGAUCUGAUACAGAUCAAAAGUUUACACUGAGACUCUAAUCCAAUUGAUGCUGAGUCACCAAAAACAACCUGACUUCAGAUUUCCUGACUUCCCUAAAUGCAUCAGAAAUGAUGGAUCUGGCCUCCAUUCAAAAAACAUACAGAGUUUUCUACUCCUCUUGAGGGCAGACUUGACAAAGCUGGACUUUUGACUUUUUACUAAUCUGCAUCAUGAUUUUAUUUGGAGACCUGUUAAUAAGGAGAACAUCACAAGAACAUCAGUUUGUGUUUCAGGUUUAUACUGCUGAGAGACUAUUUACAGAGAAACUGAGACUCUGUACAGACAGAUGAUCAGAAGACUAGUGGCAUUUCUCUUGUAUUCAUCUCAGAAUAGAUCCAAUCUCUGUCUCUUUUCUUCCCCUCUAGGGUCGUUUCCUGUGUGGCUUGUUCUCUUCUUCUGUGGUGUCAUGGUGGUCGGGAUUGUCCUCCUCCUGCAGCAGCUCUUCCCAGGAUUCAUUUAAACCCUGCAGGCCCUCUCACAGCGCAGGGCAGUUGGAGCCCGAAUGAUCACAGCUCCAAUUACCAGUGAGGAUCUACCUGCUGCAGCACAGGCCCCGCCCCCUCAGGUCAACUCAGGGUCUCUGCUCUUGGACGUCUGAAACCAGGAUGAGUGGAUGGAGUGUGGGAUUUUAUGAUGUGUAAAUCGAAGUGAAACAUCUUGUGGCGUGUGUAGCAUCCUGUUGAGGGUUCAGGGUGAUGAAUGUUUAAAGGGGAAGUUUUUUUAUCCACGUAUUUAAGGAACAAUAUAAAAACAGAGGAAUGAUUGACACGUCAUGUGUCUGAUUUAGUGUUUGUUUACACUUUGAAUGAGAGCAUCUCUGGAUGAGUUUUUGUUUUAUUCAUGGGGGGCAGCAGAGAGCAGCAAGUCUUCAGUCCUUAUUUUAACAAGCGGGUUCAAAUCAGUUCUUUUUAAAUGUAAACUUCCAGAUGGACCUGUUCUGACUCUGCCCAAUAUCACAUGAAGAUUGAAAACACAGAAGAGUUUAAAAUAAGGAGCAGAAAUCAGACGUGGUGAAUGAGAUGUUAGUCUGUCAGAGUUAUUUUACUGCAGUAAGAGCGGUUUAUUACUUCCUUUUUAUGAAGGCAAGUCACCUUUAUUCUUUUUAUUUAACAUCCUGACUGCAGAUUUAUUCCAGCAGAUGUACAAAAUGUGAAUGAUUUUUUUAAAUGCCCUUAUUAUUGUGACUAACACGGUGAAUGAAAGAUAAAAUAAAAUAUGAAUAAGAGAGAAGAUUUAAAAA